Calliphora vicina (urban bluebottle blowfly) is the source of this 3206-nucleotide messenger RNA. RefSeq names its product Cyclin B (gene CycB). Gene Ontology annotation, molecular function: cyclin-dependent protein serine/threonine kinase regulator activity. NCBI's taxonomy places the organism in Eukaryota, Metazoa, Arthropoda, Insecta, Diptera, Calliphoridae. The record is from RefSeq and is a predicted model, not a curated record. Gene Ontology annotation, biological process: mitotic cell cycle phase transition; regulation of cyclin-dependent protein serine/threonine kinase activity. Gene Ontology annotation, cellular component: cytoplasm; cyclin-dependent protein kinase holoenzyme complex; nucleus. The coding region runs from base 133 to 1791 and encodes 552 amino acids. The transcript has 5 exons.
GUCUUUAAAAAAAAGUGUUCAAAAAAAAUCAAUUCAAAUAAAACAACAUAAAUUAUUACGAAAUAGGUUUUUUCAUUUAAAAAACCUCUCGUUUAAAAUUAUUAACAGAAUUUAAAUAAAGAUCGCAUAAAAAUGGUUGGAACCACAGUCUUAAAGCGUGUAGACGAGAAUGAAUCUGCUGCUUUCAAACAAGUCAAAAAAUUAGGUGGUAUUACCUCCACUGAGGUUACCAAAAGAGCUGCAUUAGGUGAUUUACAAAAUCGUGGUGUUGUACGUACUAUCGCUGCCAAGGAUGCCGCCCAAAAGGACCUGAAGGAUAAUAAUAGACUUCAAAAUGCAUUACGGGCCACAAAGGCACGCGUUGAUACACAAUGGAAAAAGACCACCACGACUACGACAAACACAACAGCAAAUGCUGUAGCUGCUGCAACAAAAACAAAUGUAACAACUGGAGAAGUGCAAAAAACAACAGCCGCUGCUGGCCAACGUAAAAUCCUAACACGUUCCAAUUCGGUGCGUUUGGGUACCAGCAGUACCACUACCACAGGACUGGGUCUACAAAGACACGCCUCAUCCCAUUUGCUUGUUGGACAAAAUAGAGUUAAGACGUUGACCACAAAAGUGAUCGAGAACAAAGUGCAACAACAAGUAAAAAUUAAAGCUGAUGUCGAUGAAAACAAACAAGAGGGAGGAACCACAUUGCGCCGUGAAGAUAGCAAUUUGUCACGCAAAUCUUUGACAAAAAUCCAAGCAGCCAUUACACAAAAGGCAGCUGCUGCUGGCACCAUUAAGCCCACAUUAGUGAAAAGCACAUCCAACAUCGCAUCAGUGCCCAUCAAAAAAGAAGUACAAAUUGAGAAUAAAAAGGAAGAUAAAUUGAAAAUCGUCAGUAUUCAGUCACACUCUUCCAAAUUGUUGGAUGAUGUCAAGGAUAUUGAUGAGGGUGAUGGUGAAAAUUUAAUAUUGGUUUCGGAAUAUGUCAAUGAUAUUUAUGCCUACCUCUACAAAUUGGAAACCGAACAGCCGGUGCACAAGAAUCAUUUGGAAGGUCAAACUGAAGUUUAUGCUAAAAUGCGUGCCGUUCUCAUUGACUGGAUAAAUGAGGUGCAUACACAAUUCCAUUUGGUGGCGGAAACAUUCCAAUUAGCUGUGGCCAUUAUUGAUCGUUAUUUGCAAACGGUAAAGGAUACCAAGCGUUCGCACUUGCAGUUGGUAGGUGUAACCGCUCUGUUUAUAGCCGCCAAAUACGAGGAGCUCUUUCCACCAGCCAUUGCUGAUUUCAUCUAUAUCACCGAUGACACCUAUACCGGCAAACAAAUACGUCAAAUGGAAUUGCAAAUAUUCAAAGCAUUGGGCUGCAAUCUCUCGCGGCCAUUGCCCAUACACUUUUUACGUCGUUUCUCCAAGGCAGCCGAUGCCGAGGAUAAUCAUCAUGCCAUGUCGAAAUACUUUUUGGAAUUGGCUAUGAUUGAAUACGAUAUGUCUCAUUAUAAACCAUCGGAGAUUGCUGCUGCUUCUCUAUUCUUAUCACUAAAUAUACUAAAAGAAAAUACUAAUAGCUCCUGCGGCCUUAGCAAUAAACACUGGAAUUCCACUCUGGAAUGGUAUUCGAGAUAUUCGCCCGAGCAUUUAAGGCCAAUUGCCAAAAAGAUUGCUACCGUGGCUCGCAAUGCUCCCAGUGCUAAACUCAAGGCUGUGUAUACAAAAUAUCAGGCCACGAAAUUCCAAAAGGUUUCCAUGCGUUCUGAAUUAUACAGCACGUUCAUGGAUUCCAUAGUAAGCGGCAAGUAAUGGUAACGAUGUAGCGAACAAAGUAUUACUAGUGUUAAGAAUAUUACCAGAACAAACAAAAAAAAAGCAAGUAAAGAAAAUUUGUAUUUCAAACAAAUACAUGAUUUAUUUUAAUCAUUUCUAAUCUAACACUUAGAACAGAAUCAUUUUCUACAUAGUCCUUUAUAGUUAGUAUAAUUGUUUAUUUUUUAUUUUAUCUUCUUACAUUUCAAUUCUAUGCUUAAUAAUCUGGUUUUUAUUUAUAGAUAUUUAAAAAAGAAAAACAUCCCCCUUAUUGACAAUACAUUACAAAUUUUGCUAAUUUCAAUUAUAAGUAUAUAAACAAAACUCAAUUGUAUAAUUUGCCCAUUUAAAUAUUUAGAAAGCCUUAAUUAAGCUGGAAUUAGAAACAAACAAAAUUAUUGGUUUUUCACAAAAUAUGAAGUGAUUCUUCUCCUAGAAAACAUUUAAUAAAUUUGUUUCAUUACACAUCACUGCUUAAAUGUGAUGUUAUGAACACAGACAAAAUUUAAAUAAACAAAAACCGUUUCAAUACAUAGUCCUCCCUCAUUUGCUUUUAAAACUACUAUAGGCGCGGCGCGACUCGGCAUUUUGACACCGAAUUUACUCCAUAUUAGGAAUCUCCCCACAGCAAUUUUGGCUUGAUUUGCUUAACUUGGCAAAACUAUGACUCAAAAAGGAGCAGCUGUAUUGUAUAGUUUAUCUUUUAGUCUUAUAUCUUCUCUUUACAAUUUUCAAACCACCAAAUCGCAUUUGCUGGCUACAUAAAUAUGCGAUAACCUUUUAACUGAUCCAACUACUAUUACUUCUCUUUUAUAACAUUUAUAUCUCUUAGAUCUUAUUUUACAUAAAUUUGUUUGCUUUAAAUAUUAUUAAAAUAAUGUUCAAACACAAUAAGCGACUGAUUUUAAUAUUUUUUUUUUAUUCAUUUCUUCUUCUAUAGAAAAGCAAAAACAUUCGUUUAUUAUUUAUAUUUUUAAGUUAUUUUUUUUAUUUUCCAUAUUAUGUUUCAUUAUUAUUUUUGUGUAUGAUGAAAAAUUCUCGUUCCAUUAUUAUUUAUACUUGUUAAACUCUUCAAAGAACAAAUUAAAAAAAAGCUGUCUACCACUUUACUUUAAACAAUAAACAUUUGUUUAUAAACAAUUAGAAAAAGAUCUUUUCGAAGACGCUUUAAGAGUUUUUUUUUGUUAAAUAAAAUUGGCGCUUGUGUUUAUUUGGUGACGUUCCAAGUGUAUGUUACACGAUGUCUUUUUAUUAUUUUUAUUUUUAAACUUUUCAUUUGUAUUUUUUUUUUUGUCAUUAAAUAUUUUUUUUUUAAUUAAUUCAUAAAAAUAUACGCAAAAACAUUGUAAACAUAAGUCAAUAAUACAAAUUAUAAAAUAUACAAAAAUAAAUAUAAAUUAUUUUAAAUAAUA